CGUUCACGUGUUGUUUAUCCCCAACCGCGUCAGAUUCCACUAGUUCCCAUGUCCUCCGGGAUUUUUCGUGCGGUUGAGGCGUCGUCGCUCCCGAUGACAUGCAAACUUACCGUGACUACCGAAUAUCGAUUAUUUCUGGUGAAAUACCAGUGAGUGACAAGUAUCCUGCUAUUGACCAUUGGAGUGGAGGACGAGGCUGUGCUCGGCUGCCACUCCUCGGACCUCAUAUGCCUCUCACACGGCAUCAGCUUCCGUACAGCCCCCGCUGCCAGCCUAUCUCAGUUGGCCAAUCUUGCUACAUACCGAGACGGUAAUCUGCAAUGCACAGCGGUGUGGCAGUUGAUGUUUUCAGUAAAGUACUGGUGCAUUAGCAUACGUGCCAAGCUGGCAUCGGUGGAUGCACGUAGCCAUGGUCCCUGUUAUGAGGAUAAUAUCAGUCCCACGGCGCAAUUGUGCCCGCUUGGUGCUCGUUCUGCGCGCAAUGUUUACACUGCACCAGUCUGCGUGGCGCUUCCUUUUUGCUCUUGCUGUGAUUUCGCGGUCUGCGUGGGCGGACUACUACAUUGACGACACCAACGCAACGCUCACCUACUCGUCUGGGCCGAACGCCGCAUGGGGUCCAUUUGCUGCAGGAGCAGAAACCCUUCAACUGCUGUUACCCAAUGGCACAUACCAAACGAUCGAUCCAUUCGUUUGCUAUAAUCACACCUAUCGAUAUGCUGCUUGCUUCUCAACGGACGCUUGCAUUCUCGAAAUGCCUUUUACUGGUUCAGGAAUCACUGUUUUCGUGUAUCAAGCAGGUCCCGUUGGCAUCAAUGCCAGUAUAUCAAUCGACGGGGGUCACAACGAAACCAAUGUGCUCAGUGCACCGCCCGCCCCAAACUACGAGAUUGCCAACGUUUCCAUGUUUGACGUCCAAGAGCUGGCAACAGGCCCUCAUACGCUGUGGAUGACUGUUAACGACCUUUUUGGCUCGUAUAGUGGUAUGAUGUUCGACUAUGCCUACGUUAACGAGACCGUUGUAUCCGCCGCAGAGGCAUCUGCUGCUGCGACUACCACAAGUUCAACAAGCUCUCUACCCUCGAGUUCGAUAAGUUCCACAGCAACUGCUAAUCCUACUGGUUCGGCAUCCAAUUCACACAGCAUUAACGUUGGGGCCAUCGUCGGUGGUGUUCUUGGUGGCGUUGCGAUUAUAACAUUUGGCGUGAUCACUACCCUAUGUCUGCGACGCAGAAAGCGUUCCGAUCAGGUCAACUUCCCCGAAGGAGAUGUACAGCCAUAUAAUCCACACACUCUAUACGAUCCUCCAAUCUCCGAAGUACAGACAUCAUACAACCCGAGUACGGGUCCUUCCUCGACGUAUUAUGCCGGCCCUCUAUCUUCUACCUCCACACCACUCACUCCCAAUCGCCGCCACCCAUUGGCCGAUACCAGCGCCGACUUCACACCACACCCUCUGACGUUCCCAAAUCCACCACUCUCUCAGACCGCAAGUAGUUCUUCCCUUGGGCGAGAUCGUAAGACACAGUUCGUGUGGUCCAACCCACCAUUGAGACAGCCGUCGCCAGACGAUGGCCGAGUCGUUGAAAACUCAGCUCAAGAGCUCCCGCCAUCACUCACAGAUGAACAGGCCGACUUUAUCACCGGCUUGUAUAAUAACAAUAUUCCUGCCCCGGUCGUCGCUCGUGUAUUGCAGCGCAUGCUGGUCGAUCGACAAGCUGGCAUCAGAGAGUGGGAAAGCGAACUUGGGCUGACAAGAUCACAUAGCAUUGCUACGACGGCACCACCAAGUUACGACGCCGCUAAUCGAAUAUAGGGUUUAGGUUUUCUAGUUUCUCUUGUAAAUUAGAUACCCAGGAUAUGUUUCAGGUUGCCUUCAUCAAACCUGAUUCGCAAGACGAGUUAGGAAGGAACGUCUUGUCAUAUUUACAUCUUCCGAAACGCAAUCUUUUCCAUCGAGUCUCAAGUCUAGCAAGUUGU
Pisolithus orientalis is the source of this 1980-nucleotide messenger RNA. RefSeq lists its product as uncharacterized. The record is from RefSeq and is a predicted model, not a curated record. NCBI's taxonomy places the organism in Eukaryota, Fungi, Basidiomycota, Agaricomycetes, Boletales, Pisolithaceae. The transcript has 7 exons. The coding region runs from base 398 to 1816 and encodes 472 amino acids.